This is a messenger RNA of Symbiodinium sp. CCMP2456, 13020 nucleotides long. The record is from the annotation of a GenBank genome assembly. Lineage: Eukaryota; Dinophyceae; Suessiales; Symbiodiniaceae.
AUGGCGGAUGGAUCUUUGUUUGACAAAGCACUUCGCGACUGCCAUGCCUCUUUCUCACAGCGUUUCGAGCCAGUCAGCAUCGACGUCUUUCGCGAGGCCGUGCUGGAGCCAGGGGAGAAGCUCAGUACCGGAGGCCUUGUCGAGGAGUUUGUGCUGCAAUACGCGCUUGCCAAGUUCUUGGAAGCGAAAAUUAAGCCCGGCGCGGUGCUCGGCCAUGGUGGUGGCGAGCUGGUGGCCGGUGUGAUUUCCGGUGCGGUGUCAUUGAAAAAGGCGAUCGGAAUUUGCCACGUCCGGUCGGAGGCAUUGAAAGCUACGGCAGUGGGUGGAUGCAUGGCGCAUGUGAGUGUGCCUUUUGCAGAUGUGACCCGCUACUUGAAAGAUCUUCCGACGGCCUCAAGGGUGGUCGUUGCAGAAGCCAACAGCCCAUUCGACACCGUCAUCAGUGGUCCUCAAGCUGAGGUUGAAAAGGCUUGCAGUUCUUUAAGCACAGGCGAGAGAGGCCAAGGCGAUCUUGAGAUGGAUGAGACGCAAGCCCGAUACAACUACGUGGAUGUUCCCUAUGCGAUGCAUUCCAGCCUUGUGGCUCAUGUCAAGGAGGCUGUGAACAUCGAAGCGCAAGAGUCGGCGAGGUGCGACUAUGGCACUCCCGGGUGCUGCGUGGUAUCAUCCUUCACGGGUAGGUUUCUUGCAGCAAUGCAAAAGCUGCGAGAGCUGGGCUUCAAGAAGUUUCUGGAGAUCGGUUCCACAACGGAAAAUCUCCUCCGGCUUGGUCGUCGCUGUGUGGAUGACCCCGCACAGUGCACAUGGGUCUUAGCCCUUGACACGAAUCAUUCCGCAUCUAUUCUCGAGGCUGUGGAGCAGCAGAUUAUGGAAGGUAAGCAGCAGAUGACCCUCACUUCACUGUCUCUUCCGAGCAGUGAGACGGUGGGAAGUUCUUCCGGAAUCUCGGGCCGAAGUGUCCUGGUGGGUAGAGGAGAAAGCGUGGCAGUCGAGUCACGGCCGCGCCUAUCUGGUGGAGCCACUGCCGAGUGGGCAGGAGAUGCAGAUGCAGGCGAGUGGUGGUUGGCUAGCGGGACAGAUCUAGGUGAAAGCAGCAGGUGGGCUGCCAUCGGAAAGGGCGAAGAAUUCCCCACAACACCACUGCAGAAAGCAUAUUUUGAUGGCAUGUACUUCGAUCCAGCGCAUCAGAUCACUCCCAACUUCUUCUUCAAAGCCACUUUCAGAAAGGAUCUCGACUUGCAGAAGCUAGAGAUUUGCAUCAAGGAGCUUGCCCGGCGGCAUGAAGCAGUGCGUGUUUGCAUCAGCCAGGAUGGCGGACAACAGUCCGUUAAUCCCGAGAGCUGUUUCGAUGAUUGGAGUCUCCAUGUGCAAAAUGCCGACGACGAAUCGGCAUGCCAUGCCAUUUUCCAGCAGGUUUGUCAAGAGCGCAUUCAAGAUUUCUGGACAACUCGCUUGAAAAGGUGGGUUUGGGACGUCCAGGCUGCCCGGCUGCCUUCGAAAGAGGUCAUUCUCUUCUUCCGCUUCAGCUUCAUGGCGGUGGAUGCUAGCAGCAUCCGCUACCUCAUGAUGGAACUAGAUGGCCUCUAUGGCGAUGUUCGCCUUCCAGCUGCGCGUUUCCAGCUCGCCGAGAGUAUGGCUGACAUGAAUCGCACGAUGGGAUCGAUGUCAGAAUCUUGGUCAGCAAAAGCUCGGAAUCUUCCCGGACCUCCGAAGCUGCCCAGAAGGCGUGGUGGCUCUGGUGCCCCGAAGUUCACAAGGUUCUGGCGCACUUUGAGCUGCCAAGGCUGGAAGUCUUUUCAGGAUCUCUGCUCUCGCUUGGAAAUUUCCAGAACCAACGCCAUCGUGUGCUGCUUUCAAGACAUCCUCCGCAAUCAUCUGGGAAGCGGUGAGAACGUGGAUUUCACAUUGAACCUGACGCUCAAUGAUCGGGCGAGGCUGACAGAGCUCAACUUCAAUGGGGAUGCGGAGUCCCUGGUUGGCGACUUCACGAACUGCUUCCUCCUCGCGUGCAGAGAUGGAGGGGGCACAUUUCUGCAGCGGGCUCUUGCCCUGAAGCAGCAGAUCGAUGCUGCAAAGAAGGAACCUGUCUGUGGAGUCGCGUUGCAGCAAGAGUUUCGUCGCUGUCAAGGCCGUGGGGAGCUCUUUGACGUGGUGGUGACAUCACUGCUGAAGUACGAAGCCUGGUGGCCGAAGCACCUCCCUUUGUUGCAGAUGGACGAUGUGAGGUCUCAGACCCCGCAGGUGGUCCUGGACUUGCAGUUCUUUGAGAACACCCAUGGCAAGCUGCAGCUAUCCAUCGAUGCAGACGUCCAGACUCUACCAGAAAGUUUGGUGGAAGAGCUUAUGGAAGAGUUUUUUCAGCACCUUUCAGUGGUAUCACGUCAAGACGCAAAUACUCUGAAAGGCCGAGACGCAGCCGCCAUGCUUCUUCCAAAGAGCCCUCGAAAUGGGUACGACAGCUUCCACGGCUCCUCGAGUCGACCUCGUCGCAUAGACCAGCUGCUGCUGGAAUCCCUGAGGAAGAACAGCGAGCGAGCAGGUGCAGUGAAGGAAACGGUGCAACCCGGAAGAGUGCUGAGUUACGAUGAACUCGGCCGACACUCGUUUGUUUGUGCAAAGAUACUUCGCGAACGCGGGCUAGCUCGGGACCAGCUUGUCGGCAUCGUGAUGUGCAAGGGCUGGGAGCAAAUUGUGGUCUGUGCCAUCUUUUUCGCUGGCGGAGCCUACCUCCCGCUGAAUCCGUCUGAUCCGACAGAGUAUCGGCAAGGCAUGCUGACGCAGGCUGCUGUUAAAUUUGUCUUGACGCAGCCUCAACUAGCACCUCAGCUCGCGCCAUCCCUGGACGAGGGGAACGUAUGCUUGCUGGAAGUCCACGCUUCCCACAUCGAGGAUGUGAAUGCGAAGUCCUGGCAAGAGUCCUUGCAGUCCAUGCUCGUGGGGGAUGAUGACGAAGGCGAGUGCCUGGCAUACGUGAUCUUCACGUCCGGAUCCACAGGAAAGCCCAAAGGUGUCGAGAUUCAGCAUCGGGCCGUGCUGAAUACCUGCUGGGAGAUGAAUGCGCUGCUUCAGGUGACACCCGAUGACGUCUUUUACGGGCUCAGUUCCCUGACUUUUGACUUGUCCGUCUAUGACAUUAUCGGCUCACUUUCUGCCGGUGCUCAGCUUCUUCUUUGUGGGCCAGAUGACAUGACCAACCCUCAUCCUUGGAAGCAAGCCUUGAACGAGAAGGGCGUUACAAUCUGGAAUUCGGUGCCCUCGUCCUUCGACAACCUCUUGGCUUACUGUGGUGGCAGUGAGCUGCGGUGGCCACGGGUCGCUCUCCUCAGCGGGGAUCGAAUUCCACCGGAACUGGCCAGGAAAGCACACAACAAGUGUCGCUUGAUAUGCCUAGGUGGAGCGACAGAAGCUUCCAUCUGGUCCAAUAUGCACGAAGUCAAGCACGAACCACCGGCAAAUGAGACUUCUAUCCCAUAUGGGCGUGCGCUGCCUCAACAGUUGCUUAAAGUCCUGGACCGGAAUCUCGAGGAGGUUCCGGACGGAGAGGAUGGCGACAUCUACAUCGGGGGUCAGGGCCUGGCACGAGGCUACCACAAUGAUGCGGCCAGGACGAUGGAGCGUUUCAUGAAUUCAAGGCACGGGCGGUUGUACAAAACGGGUGACCGUGGCCGCUAUCGUGCCGACGGCGAGAUCGAGAUCUUGGGUCGCGAAGACGAUCAGAUCAAGCACAGAGGAUAUCGGGUGGAGCUGAACCAGAUUUGCUCGUGUGUUGAAGCUUUGCCGUGGGUGUUGCGUGCAGGGGCCGUGAAGUUCGAAGAAGGUCCGCUGGAGUGCUACGUGGAGUUACAGGAAGAGGACUGGGAGUCACUCAAGAAGCAGGAGGAAAGGCUUUCGACCUUGAUGCUCACUGCCAAGGCCCGGGAGCUCUCAUCGAAAGCUCUCCCUCCAAUCUGUGACUCGCAGAAGUUGCUCUGGAACCGCCGUUCCUUUCGAGACUUUCAAGGCAAAAUGCCCACCCGAGAUCAGCUCAUUGGCCAACUUCAGAGCAGCUGCUGGCCGUGGUCUUUCAAGAGAUCGAGCGGCUUGUGCAAAGAUCCGGUGGUCGAGACGGUCACCGAGCAGGACAAGGGGUUUCUCCUUGGACCACUUGCGGAACGAGAGCUCAAUGGCCAGGUGCGGUAUGCGUAUGCAUCUGCUGGUGCUGCUCGGGCAGUUAACGCAUACUGGUUGGAGGAAGGACAAAGAUCCCAGUACCUGCCAUCUAGUCACGCUUUGGCAGAAGCUGAGCCGUGGUGCAAUGCAACUGGUCCUGUGGGAAUUCAGCUCGCCGCUGACUUGAAUGCCGAUGCCUUGAAAGCCUAUGAUGUGCAACAUCGCAAGACGCAGCUAGUGUUGGAGAUGGGGUUCAUGGCAGCAGCUCUGGACCAUGCAGCUGGUCAACGUGGUUGGACAUGGAAGGUGGAAAGCUGGAGAGCCGACCCAUGCUCCUGCAUCUUGGUCUUGGUUCACUGCGAAGAAGCUCCUGACACUUCUGACCCCUCCGACAUGAGCCUCCCGCCAGACGCAUCCAACUCCAUGAUCGUCCACUUCCAUUGUGCGGAACACUCUUUGGCUGCGGCCAGUGUGCGUGGGCAAGGCUUCUGCCUCGAGGAUACUGGUGGCAGUAUCUCUUGGUGGUCGAUGCUUGUCGACCAACUCGACAAGGGUGAAGACAGACACAACCGUGUGUUGGUUGACCAGGCGAAGUGGGCCGUUCAGCUGGAGGCAGAAGCACAGGAAUCCUUCCACGGCCUCUUCGCAUUGGGGCACCUGGCACAGUCCAUCACGAUGAUGGGGCCUCUGCACCCGGAGUUUGAGAGCUGGGGCUGGUGUCCGGUCUCGACCCCUGAGGAUGGGAUGCUCGGCUGUGCUCGUGCGAGGUUGGUGCUAGUUGGAGGGCCCUUGUCUCCGAAGCAGUGGCAGGAGCCUCAGCAAUUCUGGUCGAAGCCGUUUGCGGAAUUGCUGGUCUGGCGGCACGUCAAGAAGAGCCUUCCCGACUACAUGUGGCCCGAUAACGUGCGAUUCCGAAAGCUGCCGCUGUCAGGAAAUGGCAAGGUGGACCUGUCCCAACUCCGCAAGACGAGAGGUAUGCAAGAAUCUAGUGGAGGGGCUAUGCGAUCACAGCAAACCGAAGAUCUCAAUGUUGUGGAGAAGUGGCUUUGCUUGAAGCUCUGUGAGAGCUGCGGGUUUUCAGAUGCGCAGGUUGGCGACAACUUCUUCCAGCAGGGAAUGAACUCGCAGCAGGCUGAAAAGCUAGCCAGGGCAGCUUCUGACCACUUUCGAGUGACCCUCACAGCCAAAGACAUCUAUACGUACUACACCGUCCAAGAGCUUGCGCAGCAAAUUGAGCGUCAAGCGCAAAGCCACCAAGCGCAAAGCCACCCCAGGACGCUUGAAGAGCACAGACCGUGCGAGAGAGCUUCCCUGCUUUCCAUGAUUCCAUCAGGGCCUGGACUCCACCUCUUGGUCACCGGCAUGGCUUUGACAUCUUGCAUGCCUUCUGUCACCUGCAAGUCUUUCUGGCGGUCAAUGUGGAUUGGGGCGGACCUCGUGUGCCAUGCUCCAGAGCAGCGACUCUCCCUAGGCCGAUUGGCCAGGGAGGCAGGCUUCAUCGAGGACAUCGAGAGCUUCGAUGCGGUUCGUUUCGAACUUGGCAAAACGGAAGCGCUGCAGAUGGUUCCGCAGCAGCGUCUACUGCUGCAGUGUGGUGAGGAGCUGCUCUGCCAGCAACGUGUCCUGGAAACAGCUGAAGCCCGGAACAUCGCCGUGUUUGUUGGCAUGAUGGUCUAUCCGGAUGUGUGCAAUCGCUCUCAAGACCUCUUGGCAGCUGCAGAGCCUUGCAUUUCGGCGAACCGAAUCUCACACGUGUUCAAUCUGCGUGGUCCGUCGGAGAUGGUGGAUACAGCAUGUGCAUCGAGUCUCACUUCCCUGCAUCGUGCGGCAGAUCACUUGCAGACCUCGUCUGAGUCUCAACCUUGCGCAGUGGCCAUGGGAUGCAGUGUAAUUUCUGAUCAUCGUACAUUCUUGACCAAAGACGUCUCGACGCUGUUGUCUACGAAGGACAGAUGCAAGACCUUCGAUGCCUCUGCAGAUGGCAUCGCUCGAGGUGAGAGCAUCGGCGCUGUGUUUUGCAAACCCGGAGCUGUGGAUGACCACGCUUUGGGAGCCUUGCUGGGAAUUCGAUCUUCCCAUACGGGGAAAACAGCAAUGUUGACGACACCGUCGAGUGAUGCGGAAAGGUCGCUGGUUUGUGAAACGCUCGAGAGGGCCGGCAUCAAAGCAGAUCGCAUCGAUGCUUUGGAAGUUCACGGCACUGGCACAAAGAUCGGUGACCAGAUGGAGCUUGCGGCCAUGAGGGCGGUGUUCCGCCGGAAGUCAGCAGAAGAUGCAAAGGUCGGACCCGUUCUUGGGGCGCUAAAGACGCACAUCGGACAUUCAGAAGGAGCUGCAGGUAUCAUGUCUUGCAUGAAGGUGCUGCUCAGCAUGAAGAAGGCAGCUAUGCCAAUGAAUCUCCAUUUUCGGAGGCUCCCAGAAGAGUGUCCGGAGAUGGACUGGGCACAGUAUCCCGACAGUCCUCUUCUGCUCACACCCGCCGACCGUGUCGGCUUCAUGCGCCCGUUGGUCUGUGGCGUCUCUGGAUUCGGCUUCGGAGGUUCCCUAUGUCAUGUGAUUUUGCAAUCGUCUCCAGAACCAGCGCAGUGUUCUGCACGGUGCACAGCACAAGUCGGAAGUAUCGAGAAGCUUCAUGAAGCACAUCCCCUGCUGGGCCAGCCUCUCAUAUCCAAAACUUUACCUUCUUUCUCGGUCUCGUCCCGGAUAGAUGUUCAGGAGGAGUACAGCAUUCGUCUGCUUGAGCACCAGGUCAUGGGUGUUUGCUUGAUGCCUGCAGAGGCUUUCAUGGAAAUGAUGUUGGCCGUGGGCCGGCUGCUGCGGACUUCUGCCUUGAGUCUUCGGGAUGUGUGCUUCCACAGGCCGUUGAUUGUCAGCAGGAGCAGUCCUACAGAGAUUUGUACCAGGACACAGCAAAGUCCAACUGACAGUGCGUGCUAUGAAGUUCGGAUCAGUACUGACGGCCAUGAACUUCCUGUGGCCAGUGGUCUUAUCGUCGCAAGACCCGAAGCCCAGACAUCUUCUGUUGAGAAGCCUUUCAAUCAGAAAGAUGAGGUCGUGGUGAAGUCACUGACAAGCAAGGAGAUCUACGAACAAUGGUCCGGAUACGGAGUCAGCUACAGACUUAUCGACAAUGUCACAGUUUUUCAGAACCAGACAGCUCUUGCCCAACUUCAUCAGCCAGCCGACUCUCUCUUUGACUUCAAACUUGCCGUGCCCACCGGUCUCUUGGAUGCUGCCCUUCAGGUGCUCGCGAGCUCGCUGCUGUUGCAGUUGGGGCAAUUUGAAAUGCCAGGCUGGGUACCAGUCGAGAUUGGCAGUUUGUCCCUGCAAGCGGUGUUGCUGCCGAAAGCAUACCAGGCACGGGCUUGGUGGGGUGCAGAAUUCCGGGCAGGAUCAGGUCUUGUCGGCAAUGUUGAACUGCUCCAAGACGGCCAUGCUGUUGCUACGCUGCUGAACUGCCGCUUCCAGCGUGUCUCAGCAGCAGCUUUGAAUCCGAGUUCUUCGGAGAUCCAGACGCUUGUGCCCAAGUGGGAGCCCGUGGUUACCGAAUCCGACGACACAGACAGCAGGAUUGCCAGGCUAACAAUACAUGCCAUGCCAAAUGCUGAUGGAACCAUCUCCAACAUUCAGCUCUGCUUCGUGGACCAUUGGACCAAGGACAUUACCAUUGACGAGCUGGACUGGAAUCUCGGUGAAGCGGCCUAUGAGUUGAAGAAUCGCCAAGUGCUUGUCGAGUACAUGGUUGAUGCUUGUGCAGAUCAUGCGGAGGAGUCGGUGCCAAUGGCAGCAGAGUCUGCAUGCCGCAACCUACUUGACGUCGUGCAAGCAGUGAAAAAGUCUUCAAAGCUUCGAAUCCACCAAUUCCUUGUGAUCACCGUCCGUGCCAUUCCGAUGGUUGACGAUGUUGGCAACUCCAGCAGCAUCAAUCUGGGUCACAGUGUCCUGACCGGAAUGUGCCGGUCGCUCCAUUUUGAGAUACCUGACUGGGACGUUCUUCAUGUGGAUGUCGACGAGCCACCUGCAUCCUUUGCCCUAGCACGGGGUCUGCAGGAGCCAGUGCUGGUCCAGCGCGGGAAGGAGUUCUUUGGACUGCGAUUGCAACCCUACACUCAGACCAGGAACGACGCGUUGACACGGAAGCAGCUCGGGCACAUCUUGAUCACUGGCGGCCUUGGACUCGGCCAGAUGAUGGCAGCCGCUUUGGUUCGCGAAGACGUGCAAGAGCUGACCCUGCUCGGAAGAGGUGCAAAAGUGAAGAUCGUGUACGCCGACGUUUGCAGCGACCUCAGGCAACCGCUCAGCGCUGUGAGCGCCUCUCUCACAGGCAUCGUUCACGCUGCUGGAAUAGUCUGUGACCAGAAGCUGAUCGAUGCGGAUUGGGCGAGUUUCUCAAGCGUCCUGAAACCCAAAGUGCAGGGUGCCUUCAGCCUGCACAGAUUUUCGCAGGAGUGUCCGUCGUUGUCUGACUUCAUCCUGUUCUCGUCGAGUACAGCUCUCCUGGGCUCUCCUGGGCAGACCAACUAUGCUGCUGCAAACAGCUUCCUGGAUGCGGAGGCCUUCUACCGCAGGCAGAACGGCUUCUGUGGCCAAAGCUUGGCAUGGACAGCGUGGGCGCAGGUUGGUAUGGCUAAAGAUGUUGAUGUGCGUGCCGGCAUGUCCAAGAUCUUUCCGGCAGAAGGCACGCAGGCGUGUCUCAGGCUGCUGGCCCACGCUCAAGUGGACCCGAAGCCACAUCUCUUGCUUGCGAAGGUGGACUGGAGCAUGUAUGUGCGAUCAUCAGCACCCUCUACAAUUCAUGUCCAGCACCUGGCAUCUGAUGCACUCAGCCUUCCCUCUUGCAACUGUGAUCAAGUCCGGGAGUUGGAAGAAUGGCUGGUUGAGAUUCUGCAGCAAUCACCUGUUGUUGCUGCCGAUCUCCCGUUUGAAGAGCUAUGCUCCAGUGGGCUGUUUGACUUGGGACUCACCUCUCUGGAUCUGGAAAGCUUUGCGGCAGAUGUAACAAAGGCUUUGGGUGAGAGGUUCCCAGACACAUAUGCACUUUCCAUCAGAGCAAUGGACUUGUUCUCACUGCGAAGCAUCUCCAAAGUUGCUGUUUUCGUGCAGUCCUGCUUAUCGCAGGCUGUUCCGACUCCACAGUUUGGACUUGCAUCGCCCAAGCUUCUGGAGCCACAAGCUGGCUCGGCCUUGUUGCCCGUUUGCGUUGCUGGGGCAGCCUGCCGCUACCCUGGUGAUGUCAACUCUCUCGAACAGAUGUGGGUGUUGCUCGAAAGCUGCAAAUUCGGCCAGGAUUGUGUCAGCAAGGUGCCUGCUGACAGGUGGGACCACGAUGAGUAUGAUGGACGGAUGCAUACAGAUCGUAUUGCCCAUGUCGGACGUCUUGAUCUGUUCGAUGCAGCUUACUUCAGAAUUCCGCCAGACCAAGCUGCAUUCUUGGAUCCGCAGCUGAUGAUGGGCUUGGAAACUUGUGUGCAUGCCGUUGAAGAUGCUGGGGUGUCCAAGCUAAAUGGAGAUACUGCCGUGUAUGUCGGAUUGAUGACUUCGGAUCACUGGCUGUUGCUGGCAGAUUCAGAGGAUCACAAAGUCCCAGCAGGCAACUUGCCCGGGAUGAUCCCAGGCCAUUUUAGCUACUACUUUGACAUUCGUGGUGAGUCGCUCGCUGUCGAGUCUGCAUGUUCCUCCGCUCUUGUUGCUGUCCACAAGGGCUGCCAGACAAUCUGCAAUCGUGGCUGUUCCCAGGCCUUGGCUUGGGCAGCCAAUGCCAUCCUAGCGCCAGCAGUCAUGGUGCAGGCAGGCAAGCUGGGCAUGCUCUCCAAGUCUGGUCACUGCAAGAGCUUCGACAAAGAAGCAGACGGGUAUGUGCGCGGGGAAGGUUGCGGAGCCGUGGUUUUGUCUCACGACUCAGCCCAUAGCCGUGGCAAUUUGCUUGCAAGCUGGGUAAGCCAGAAUGGCCGUGGCCAUGCGCUAGUCGUGCCAAACCCGGUUGCACAGAAGGAGGUGAUUGAGCAGGCAUUGCGAUCAGGUGCCAUCCACCCUGAGCAGAUCGGCUACAUUGAGGCGCAUGGAACAGGAACACAGAAGGGAGACCCUGUGGAGAUCUCUGCCCUGAAGGGUGUUUUUGGAGCAAGGGCUGGCCCAGUCCUCUUGGGCACAGCCAAGACAACAUUCGGCCAUCUGGAAGCCGCAGCUGGCAUGAUCGGUCUGCAUCGUGCACUGUGUUGCCUCCAGCAUGAGGGCGUUUGGCUCAAAGGCUUGAGUGCGGCUGUGGACGAGCUGCUGGGACCUGAUGGCAGCUGGCUUCAGAUUGUCAAAGAGAAGGUGCAGUGGAAGUCAGAAGGCCGUCUGGCAGGAGUCAGCAGCUUUGGCCUGAGUGGGACCAAUGCCCACGGCCUUGUCGGACUGGGGCCAAAGACCGCUACAUCUCAAAGGCCAACGAAAAAACCGCUUCAUCGUUUUGACCGGAAGGCGCAUCCCAAGCCCGACGCUAUCCGUCAGUUGAUGAUGCACCCAGAGGCUUGGUACGAGCGGACACUUCGGAUGGCUGGUGGCUCUGCGUAUUUGCUCGAGCACAAACUCAGCGCCGGUGCCGUCCUUCCCGCGGUUGUGCACCUUGAGAAUUUCCUUCAGGUGUCCAAGGAGGCAGGUACUUGCAAAGGAUGCGAGGAUGCAGGCCACACCUCUGAACCCGACAAUCGUGGAUCUGUCGAUACGGAAGCCUCUCCGCCUGGAACCCGGGAAGCUCAGCCAGAGAUGUCUGCAUUCGUCGGCGAUGCAAGUUUCGAAUCAUUGGUCUUGGUCCCCAUCAGUACCGAUCGGCAACUAAGGACAACCCACGAGCUGCACAUCAAUGCCCGUAAACGGCAAGAUGGCAGCCUCGAGCUCCAAGCCUUUCGUGAGUCCGUCUUACUUUGUUCGGCAAGAGCAAGCUUUGCGGCAGCGUGGCGUGAGCAAGACGUUCCCACCCGCCCUAGAAUGCCAUUCGCAUCGGGCUACCGACACAUGACGGGCAGUCAUAUCUAUGAGCAUCUCACACAGGUUGGUCUCCACUAUGAAGGAAGCUUCCAGGUGGUCUCGGAUGCAGUCGUUGGCCCCAGCCGUGCUUGGGCCAGCCUUGUGGGCAAUGCCCUGCGGCCCCUCACCAUGCUGGAUGGAGCUUUGCAGACCCUGGCGCUGGCGAAGUUUGCUUCGGAAGAGCAUCCACGACCCUGUGUUCCCGUGAGGAUCCGAGCUGUGAGGAUUUUGGGAUCCCUCACAUCUCUGGGAGCCGAUGUGCAACAGGCCUAUGCUGUCUGGGAUGCCGCAGCCCAGCAUGUGUAUUGCCUCAGCGGGACUGGUUCGGUCGUUGCCGUCUUGGAAGGUAUCGUCACUCAGGACCUGCCCGAUGGAUGGGGAGGGGAGAUGAAGUUCUUCAAAGAGAGCUGGGAGAAGACCGGUUCCGGGAUGCUGGGACUGAGCCAAUCCGAGCAGAAUGACAUGGUGGCAUCUUCUCUGCAGACCUGGCCUCGGGAUGUGCCCGGCCUGGUCGAAGCAGACCAGUCCCAGAAGCUCAACAGGCUGGCCGCCGCCUACAUGGCCCAGAUUCCGCCUGAGACCCAAAAGCACUUGCACCCUCGGCUGAAACAACGGCUUGACAGUCGGGCUCGCAGAGUCCUCCCACAGGAGCUGGAAGCCCUAAAGGCAGAAAUCGGUGAUUGCCCCGAGCUCCGCUUGCUCACGAAGUGUGGAGAACAUCUGGGCCGACUGCACGGCAAGAUAUCUGAUCCGCAUGAUGUCUUGUUUCCAGAGGCCAAGGCUGUUUAUUCAGAUGGUGCAAGUGCAAAGCGUGCAAAUAGCAGGAUUCGACAUUGUUUCUCUUCUCUGCUGAGUGUGGCACCUCAGCGCUUGAAAGUAAUUGAAAUCGGUGCCGGAACAGGAGCUACCUCCAGAGCAUUGCUAACGGCUCCAGAGUUCAAGCUUGCAAAGCCAGAUUACUGGUUCACAGACAUCUCCGACCACUUCUUCAAGCAUGCCGAAGAAGACGAGGAGCUCAAGCUCAGCACAUGUUUUCGCAAGCUGGACAUCGCAAAGGAUCCCUUGGACCAAGGCUUCCCGCCCACAUUCAAUGUCGUUGUCUGCACAAACGUCCUUCACGCUGUCGAGGACAUUUCGCAGGCGCUGCUGAAUGUCAGGCGACUAUGCGUCCCAGGUGCGAUGCUGCUCCUCUCGGAGACCACAGCUGAUGACGACUGGUUGCAUCUUACUUUCGGGCUCCUUCCAGGAUGGUGGGCCUUCAAGGAUUUGCGUCAAGACUCCCCAUUGCUCGCUAGACAGCGGUGGGAGGAGCAGCUCGUCAUUGCGGGCUUCGAAGUGCUGCUCUCCUGCGACGAAAAGCAGACAGUAAUCGGUGCAAGAGCCUCCUUACCAUUGCCGCGUUCCAUGAUGCCUGGGAUGCCUGGUGGUGCCCCUCUGUGGCACAUUUUCAGCUCAGAGAGGACGAGGGCCUUUGCGGAUGCCUUCAAGCAUGUGUUCCAGUGUGGGAACUUGGGCAUCCUUCAGGAGGUCAUCCUUCGCAAAGCCGACGCUGUCACUGACACAAUGGGGGAAGCAAACCUUCAACGGUCGCGAGGGAUUCUGUUCCUCUGGGGCAUGGAGGACCCUUGGACUGGUUUCGCGGACACACUUUCCUGCUCAGUUGUAUUUGAUGUCGCCUUGUAUUUUUUUUCCAUGGGGUGUUGUAGUUUCCGAAGCGCAUCCAAGGGUGCACGAGCCGAUGAGAUGCGGCCAGAGGACGUGCCCAUUUACCAUCGGUGUGCCAGCGGUCAAUUGCUAAACAUCUUGCAGCAGCUCCCACCGGAGGCUCCGCGCUUAUGUCUGACUUUGCCAGUCAUUGUAUGA